Molecule: messenger RNA, 945 nt
Organism: Mus caroli (Ryukyu mouse)
Lineage: Eukaryota; Metazoa; Chordata; Mammalia; Rodentia; Muridae
Product: olfactory receptor 5P67
Biological process (GO): G protein-coupled receptor signaling pathway
Cellular component (GO): membrane
Molecular function (GO): G protein-coupled receptor activity; olfactory receptor activity
Source: RefSeq, a predicted model, not a curated record
AUGGAUUUCCUGGAGGAUGGGAACCACACUGCAGUGACAGAGUUCAUUUUAUUGGGACUAACAGAUGACCCAGUCCUUAGAGUCAUCCUCUUCAGCAUCAUCCUGUGCAUCUACCUGGUGACUGUGUCUGGGAAUCUCAGCACCAUCCUUCUCAUCAGAGUCUCUUCCCAGCUCCAUCACCCCAUGUACUUUUUUCUCAGCCACUUGGGCUCUGUUGACAUUGGCUACUCAUCUUCUGUCACACCCAAUAUGCUUGUCAACUUUCUGGUGGAGAAACACACCAUUGCCUACCUUGGAUGUGGCAUCCAGCUCAGCUCAGCUGCUUUCUUUGGGACAGCUGAGUGCUUCCUUCUGGCCACCAUGGCUUAUGAUCGCUUUGUAGCAAUCUGUAACCCACUGCUUUAUUCCACAAAAAUGUCCACACAAACCUGUAUCCAGUUGGUUGUAGGAUCUUAUACAGGGGGGAUUCUUAAUGCUUCCUUUGCCAUAAUUUCCUUUUUUUCUUUUCUCUUCUGUGGACCAAAUAGAAUCAAUCACUUUUACUGUGAUUUUGCUCCUUUAGUGGAACUCUCUUGUUCUGAUAUCAAUGUUUCUGUAGUUGUUACCUCAAUUUUUUCUGCCUCAGUUACUAUUAUUACAAUGUUUGUCAUAGCCAUCUCCUAUACCUACAUCCUCAUCACCAUCCUGAAGAUGCGCUCCACUGAGAGUCGACACAAGGCCUUCUCCACCUGCACCUCCCACCUCACUGCAGUCACUCUGUUCUAUGGAACUGUCACAUUCAUUUAUGUGGUCCCCAAAUCCAACUAUUCCACUGACCAGAACAAGGUGGCAUCUGUGUUUUACAUAGUCGUGAUCCCGAUGUUGAACCCCCUCAUCUACAGCCUCAGAAAUAAUGAUAUUAAGGGUGCUCUCAAGAGACAGCUUGGUAAUAAAACCUUUUCUUAG